Molecule: messenger RNA, 4851 nt
Organism: Apodemus sylvaticus (European woodmouse)
Lineage: Eukaryota; Metazoa; Chordata; Mammalia; Rodentia; Muridae
Gene: Vkorc1l1
Product: vitamin K epoxide reductase complex subunit 1 like 1
Exons: 3
Coding region: 45-575 (176 amino acids)
Biological process (GO): vitamin K metabolic process; peptidyl-glutamic acid carboxylation
Molecular function (GO): vitamin-K-epoxide reductase (warfarin-sensitive) activity
Source: RefSeq, a predicted model, not a curated record
AGGUGGAGGCGGAGGGAGGCGGCGGCGGCGGCGGAGGGGGGAAGAUGGCGGCGCCCGUCCUGCUGAGAGUGUCGGUGCCGCGGUGGGAACGGGUGGCCCGGUAUGCAGUGUGCGCCGCCGGGAUCCUGCUCUCCAUCUACGCCUACCACGUGGAGCGGGAGAAGGAGAGGGACCCGGAGCACCGGGCCCUCUGCGACCUGGGGCCCUGGGUGAAGUGCUCCGCCGCCCUGGCCUCCAGAUGGGGUCGAGGAUUUGGUCUUUUGGGUUCCAUUUUUGGAAAAGAUGGUGUAUUAAACCAGCCAAACAGUGUCUUUGGACUUAUAUUUUAUAUACUACAGUUAUUGCUUGGCCUGACAGCCAGCGCAGUUGCAGCUCUGGUCCUCAUGAGCUCCUCCAUUGUGUCUGUGGUGGGCUCUUUGUACCUGGGUUACAUUCUGUACUUUGUGCUGAAGGAGUUUUGCAUCAUCUGCGUCACCACAUAUGUGCUGAACUUCCUCCUCCUCAUCAUCAAUUACAAACGACUAGUUUAUUUGAAUGAGGCCUGGAAGCGGCAGCUGCAGCCUAAGGAAGACUGAUGCCCAGCGGACUCCACCCAGCCGUCUCAAACACUUCUUUCAUUAAGUUUAUUUUGCAAGGUGGUUUUUUGUUUUGAUUUUUUGUUUUUUGUUUUUUGUUUUUUGUUUUUUUAAUUCACAACAGACACUUUCCCUGAGAAUCUUAAACUGAUUUUUUAAAAUAUUGUAAAUUAGAAGGGGCCCUAGCUAUUUCCUGUGUCAGUCUUCAUUUUAAAUCCGGAUACAAAAAAAGGAUACGCCGAGCCAAUCAAAGACAAGCUUUAACCUUACCUUGAAGAUGUUUCUGAGAUAAUAAAAUGUAGCCCUAGCCCCGGUCCUCAGCCGUAAAGUGAGCAGCCAUUGCUAGUCAUUCUUUAAUGUGUAUAAAUUCAAUUUCAGGUAUAACAAAUGUGAUCAUGAACAUGAAAAUAUUUUAGAAUAGAUACUGUAUUAAAUAUUGCCAUGUUUACAAUAUGUAAUAUGUUUUUAGCUGAUGGAUUUAAACCUGUAGAUUCAAUUAGAGUCCAUUCGUGUGAUAUUUGUAAAUAAAGGUAGAAACAUUGGAUCCACCCCUGCAGAACUUACUGUACAGUUUAGUUGAAGUGUAGCAAGGAAUUGUCAGCUCAUUGUGACUGAUAGUGGAGAUAGUAGAGGCAAGCAGAACAUCUUGGGAAACGUGCUGAUAGCCCUGGUGCAGUAUUGACAGCAGAAACAGUAGGAUGGUUGGUUCCCUUCCAUCUCCCACUCUGAGAGGAAGAAACUAAGUCUGAACAUCCGAGUCAAGCUUGACUAGUCAGAGCUGGAUGGAUCGUAAUGGAACAGGAUGUCACGUGACUAGACCUUUUAAUUCCAAGGCUCUCAGGACACUGAUGGUGGGAAGUGGAUAUAGUCUUUGGAGAACAACUGAAAAACCACUAUGGCGUUUCUGGAUAAAGCCUCUUAAACAGCGGCUGCCCUCUCUAUACGCAUGUGUUCCCUUGAGUCCGGUGCCAGUGAGCUGCGCAGUAUUCCGACUGAAGUAGGCACAGGCCAGGUGCUCUGAGGUCGGGCCAUAGUGUUUCCUUUCUCGUUUCUUCUGCACUAAGGAUGGUCAGUAAGUGUUUCAGAAUCACAUACUGAAUGUGUAAACCUUAGGGCUGUCGGGAGGAACCGUUUGCUGACUCAGAAGAAACACAACGUGGAAACUGUCCCACUCUGGUAGCCACACAGAAGCAGUGAUCUGAAUAAACCCCAAUGGCAUGGCGGCUGUGUUUCUCUGGUUAGCGUCUUACAGGAGAUGUUAAAAGUGCCUUCUGUCUUAAAUCUCAAACCAAAUCAUUCUGUGUGUUGAACUGGGGCAGAAGUAUCCCUCCUUACCACGAAGCAGAGAACUUGCAUUCUACCAGAAGGGUCCGUGCAGCCAUUUUAUUUCUCGGGUUGAGAAGUAGCAGUGUUUUUGUUUAUGAUUUGGUUAAUAUGUUAAAAAAAAAAAACAAAAAAACAGGCAACUAGACAGCAAACUCUGAGAUGGCAAUCGUUGAGUGGUUUAUGACUUUCAGUCAAAACUGAUACACCAUAGGAUUUCUGGCCUGGGGCAGGUAUAAAAUAGGAAUUGUAAUGCUCCUUUAGAAGGUCCUAACCAGUUUCUUAAAAGACAGCUUAAUUCCAAUUUCAUCAAAGGUUGUGUUUCCCCAUGAAUGUGAACAUUUCCUCGACCAUCUUACUAUGUAUGCAUUACUGUUGUCUUCUGAAGUGGUUAAAGAACGUCUAGAAAGUACUGAAUGGAGUUUAUGGUAAACCAAGUCCUCAAUCAAGAAUUGUACAGUGAAGUCAUCUCAUAGGCCUGUGUCCGGUCUCCCAAGGCAGUGGAAUGGCUAAUAGCUAAGACUUCUGCUACUUAAUGUAUCAAGGCUCUGCUAAAAGUGUCGCUUGGGUCCCUAUUCCAAAUGACCUUUUCUGUCUUACAUCAUCACUCAGCAGGGUGGAGUUAAAGCUUGUCUUGACAUUACAGAUGUCUCCAACCCUUACUUAAGAAAAUGUGAGAGGGCUCCCUCCGCCAGCCCCUUCAAGGCUUCCCUUUGCUUUCCUAAGUCUUGGGAGUACCACCAUUGUUGAUUGUAUGAAUUGUUUGUUUGUUUGUUUGUUUGUUACAUUCCUGUGACCUAAUAGGAUGAAUACCCCUUUCUCACAGAGACUUACCAGGUGCUGUUGGAAAUAACAGCAUUUGCUGACCAGUGUACUCAUGCUUGCCCAUGACCCCAUCACUUGGGAUAGAGAUAGAUGCAGGGGGAUCAGGAAUUCAAGGUCAUCCUUGACUACAUAGCAAAAUAGAGACCAGCAUUAGCUAUAGGAGACUUUUUUUUUUCUAAAAUAUAUGUUCACUGUAAGGGAGCCUGUUGUGUUUUAUGUUAAGUUUUGCCCUGAGGGAAUUCAGGCUUCCUUUUCUCUGUACCAUCUUGUGAAAUGGGAAAGAGAAACACUGUGUUAUAAAACUGCUAAUAUUGUUAUAACUGUUUCAGACUGAGUAUUUAAACACUGAAGAAGCAGGGUUUGGCGGGCCCAGUGACACACACCUUAAGUCCCAGCACUUGGGGAGCAGAGGCAGGUGGAUCUCUGAGGUCUAGACUGCCCUGACCUAGAUAAUGAGCUCCAGGCCAGCCAGAGUUAUAUAGUGAAACCUGGACUCAAAAACCCUACCCACAAAACAAUAAUGAACACUGCUAGUUGACUUAACAAUAAAUAUAGACAGGCAGACCGGGGGAAAAUGAUUCCUACAGUAAUUCUGUGCUUCAUGCUUUUGAAGGGAUUCCUAACAAAAAGCCUCUCACUUCACAGCCACAAUAUUUGAGGGAAUAAGAGAAGCUCUGGCUAGGUGUGCUCCAGGGCCUGUGCUCGGCAUGUGGGGUUUCCCAUGGUCCUUUCACACAGCUGGUUCCUGUCAGGGAGGGUAAACUUCUGGCACAACUCAGGUUUAACUAGUUGCACUAGCUGUAUUCCAAGAAUUAUUUUUGCUUCAUCUAUAUAGCCUCUCCUUCAGCUCUUUUGUUGUGGUUGUUUUGUUUGUUCUUAAAGAGACACAUGAUCUUUCUCUGUAGCCUCGGCUGUCCUAGAACUCAGUACAUAGCCUAGGCUGCCUUCAAACUUGACAUUACUCCUGCCUUAGCCUCCCAAGUGCUAGGAUGAGAGGUUCAGAUUCAUUAUACAUAAGGAAUAUUGAAAAACAUUGAUUUUUUUCAUGUAAAGAGACAAGUUUUGGGGGCUAGGGAGGUGGCUUAGCAGUUAGGAGCACUUGCAGAGGGCCUGGGUUUGGCUCUAACCACCCACAUGUCUGCUUAACAACUGUUAGCUGCAACUCCAGUUCCUGGGGAUCUGACACCCUCUUCUGGCCCCCGAGGGCACUGCAUGCAUAUGGUAUAUAGAUAUAUAUGCAGGCAAAACACCCAUAUAAAUAUGAAAGUAUUUUGUUUGGUAUAAAAGACCCUUGUACCUAUGAGGACAAGAAAAUUAAUAUUGUUGCUUUUUUGUUUAUUUAUAAUUAUAUUCGAAAGACUAAAACUGCAGCUAGGCAUGGUAGCACAUGCCUAGAAUCCCAGCACUUGGAAGUAGAGGCAGGAAGACCAGAAGUUCAAGGGCAGUCUGGGCUAUUUUGAGACCUUGUCUCUAGAAAAGCAAAAACUCAAAACACAACUGCUCAGCAGUUACUUGCUAAGCUCUAGCUGGUACCACCAGUUGCUUCUGAUGGGUACUGGCAGGUGGUAGGUGACCUGACCUUAAAAGUCAGAAAACGUCAGCAAAGUUCCCCACUCAUGUCCAGGAACCUGUUUGGAGCAACGAACCUCACCCACUCCUGUUUUCUUCCAGUGCACACACAUCAGCGAACCCGCUCCCUCCACCUUUUAGCAUUUUAGGCAGUACAUAUAUGAAUCCUAACUUUGUGAGGACAGCCCUGAGUCAUAGAGAGCAGAGUAGAUUCCAGGCAGUGUGACCAAUCGCCCCUCCCCUUUAAACUAACUGGCCCAGGAGGCGUGAAGUGUUAUGAGGCUGUACUGAGCGUGGCCUAGAUAAUAGGUGUAUCUGACCUGUGAAGUAUGUUCCAUCUAAAAUAUUACUCCUGCUUCAAAAGCUCCCGAGUAAACCUUCAUGUAAAAAGGAGUUCACUGGGAAGAUUCCCUCUUUACUAUAGAUAGAACUAUUCUUUAUCAGAGAUUUAGAGUACCAUUUUGCUAACUGGUAAAUAAAAACAGAUGUAAAUAUGUAAGAAUGUUUAUUUGUUGCACAUAACUUUUUUGGUAUAAAAUAAAUGUAGACAUUACCUGUG